This is a messenger RNA of Bicyclus anynana (squinting bush brown), 1050 nucleotides long. RefSeq lists its product as uncharacterized. Lineage: Eukaryota; Metazoa; Arthropoda; Insecta; Lepidoptera; Nymphalidae. The record is from RefSeq and is a predicted model, not a curated record. Bases 32 to 802 code for a protein of 256 amino acids. The transcript has a single exon.
UCAGUGUAGUGCGCGCGCGCGCCUCGACGCCAUGCUACUGAUUGCUCUCGUCUUUUUCGCGAGCAUCUUGGUACAAGCUCGCCCUUUCAACAUAACCCACCUGAUAGUCCCUGAAACGGUGCCCCCAGGGCAAGAAGAAGUGGAAAUAGAGUGCAGAUACGACGCCAACUUCACUCUACUCAACUGGUUUAAAGGUGUCCAUGAGUUCUUCAGAUACAAACCUGGUUCGGCCCCAACAACGAGGUCCUUUCCUAUCCUCGGCGUAGGAAGAGUCGAGCUCAUCGCUUGUGGACCGACAGCUUGCCGUCUCAAGCUCGGAGCUUUGACAGAAGAUGCUACAGGCUUAUACAAAUGUGACAUAGAACGUGAUGCGCCGCCUUACAGAUUCGCAAGCAGAAAAGCGUAUAUGGAAGUCCACGGGCAUGUGCAUAGGAAGCCUUUGCUCGAAGGAUUAGCCGAGCAAUUUGGAGAAGGUGAAGAAAUGAAAGCGUACUGUAGGGGAGCGCCUGACACGGAACUUCGCUGGUACAUAAACGGUAGGGAAUUGGAGGAUUUGCGAGGUUCAACGGUUUUGAAGAAAUAUAGUUCGAGAUUGCUGUUCCUAGGAAUACCACCUACGGUGACUGUUCAAUGUGCUGAAUUCAAAUUUGGCAAGCUCUACGGUUCCAAUCAAGAGAAGGCGCGAUGGAAAGACUACGGAGGUCAAGACGAGAGGCCGCAAGAACAAAGAAAUAAAUCUGACAUAUUGAAAGUGCAUUCCAUAUUUGUUUGUAUAUUAAGUUUAUAUUUGUUAAAGUUGUGAAAUAUUUUAUGAUAUGAUUGAAUUGCCAAUGAAAUUAUCAGAUAAGUAAUAAGUUCCUCGAAGCAAAUGUGAAAUAUUAUACGAGUAAAAGAUGUAAUUUUUAUUAUUAUGCUUUAUCACUUUAAUAAGAUAUAAUCAAAUCAAAAAAAUAGGUGUAUAUUCUUAUUUAGGUAGGUAUACAUAAUAUAGAUCUCUACAUUUUUUCAAAAUAUAAAUAUGAUGUAUGAAAUAUAAGUAGUUAUAAAUCG